UGGGACUCUGAUGAAUUCAAAGCCAAAUCAGAGAUAGCAAAAAAGUGUAGGAUGUCUGAGCCUUUAGGUCCUGGAACCGGUCAAGUGAAGCACAAGGGAGGUUCGAGGUCUAUUCUUCAGUAUGCUGAAGACGUGGCUAAAAGGAAAGGUGUGGAGCCGACUGAAUGUUUCUACGAUGCUUAUGAGAUCCUUCAUAGGAACAAGGAUGGUACUUAUACAGACGAGAAGUCUAGACAGAUUGGAGAAAAGAUGCAGGAAUUAGUUGCUUCUCAGAGUCAGCCUGUGGAUGAUGAUUCUGAUCCACCAGAGAUCGAUAUGAACAAGGUGUAUGUGGAGGCUGUUGGUGGACUCGACAAGAAGAAGAGAAUGUUUGGAGUUGGUGGACUUGCAGCCAGCUAUAGGAGCAGUGAGCAGUCGAGUGGUACAUCUCAGUUCCAUGGCCAUACUGUCGAUCCACAACGACUUGUAGACAUGGAGCAGCAGUUGCAGGAUGCCUUAGCGGAGAUAGCACGUCAGAAGGAGGAGAUGAUGCAGAAAGAAGAGCAGACCGAUGCUCGAUUUGAGGCUCAGCAGCGUAUGUUCGAGGACGCUCAGCAGCGUAUGCUCGACCAGAUAUUGGCUAGGCUUCCACCUGGAUCUGCGGGACCCACUCCACCCACCGGACCUUCGUCUUGAUUAUGUUGUGUUUCUGUACUUUGAAUACUUGACUAUUUCUAUUAUGUUUCUUAACACUUGAAUAUUUUGUUAUGUUAUAACUAUAUGUGAAUGAUAUUUUAGUAUAUUAAUAUUUGAUUGAUUUUGUGUUUUU
This is a messenger RNA of Salvia miltiorrhiza (redroot sage), 808 nucleotides long. RefSeq lists its product as uncharacterized. The record is from RefSeq and is a predicted model, not a curated record. NCBI's taxonomy places the organism in Eukaryota, Viridiplantae, Streptophyta, Magnoliopsida, Lamiales, Lamiaceae. The coding region runs from base 52 to 675 and encodes 207 amino acids. The transcript is spliced from 3 exons.